GCUGCUGCCCUCAGGCAGUUUACUGCUCAGAGUCUCUCGGGGCGAGAAAAUGAAAAGUGCCUAACUGUAGAGGAUGUUUUGUCAAUGAUAAGCAGGGGAGGAAUUACAAUGAAGUUUCUUCAAGAGUGCAAGUACGCAAUAUCAGAUGAGUGCAGCGACGCAGAUGAAGAAACUGCAGAGUCCCCUUCGGCGGAGGUGGAGCCAAUAGAAGUCGACAAACCAUCGAGGGUUUCUUCUUUUGCCCCCGCAGCUGUUAAAACAAACAGAAGAGGAAAAGGAAGGCCAAUGAGGACUGCAGACAUUGCCUCUUUCUUCAAAAGAGACUAA
This is a messenger RNA of Eimeria tenella, 327 nucleotides long. RefSeq lists its product as uncharacterized. The record is from RefSeq and is a predicted model, not a curated record. NCBI's taxonomy places the organism in Eukaryota, Apicomplexa, Conoidasida, Eucoccidiorida, Eimeriidae. The annotation marks the transcript as partial. The transcript is spliced from 4 exons.